Callithrix jacchus (white-tufted-ear marmoset) is the source of this 7965-nucleotide messenger RNA. RefSeq names its product adrenoceptor alpha 2A (gene ADRA2A). The record is from RefSeq and is a predicted model, not a curated record. Gene Ontology annotation, cellular component: plasma membrane. Gene Ontology annotation, biological process: regulation of vasoconstriction; platelet activation; regulation of smooth muscle contraction. Gene Ontology annotation, molecular function: epinephrine binding; alpha2-adrenergic receptor activity. NCBI's taxonomy places the organism in Eukaryota, Metazoa, Chordata, Mammalia, Primates, Cebidae.
UGCCUGACACUUUAAUUUCAGAUAUAAUUUGAGGACAGAUGGUUUAUCUUAAGAAGCUUCCUUUUAUUGGUAAAUGACCUAGCUGAUAGUUAUAAAUAUAUCUUCUUCCACUUACAUAUUCCUUUUAGGAAAAAAGAGAAUGAGAGAAUCCUAUACUAUUUAAGCUACCUCAACUAUUAAUAAAUCCUGAUUUUGAAAUAAACUGUUAGCCAUUGUAGUCAGCAACUUUGCCAACUUCUGAGCGCCUCUUGCCUCUUUGGUAGCUUCACUGUAAGUAGAAUUCAUUCAUUCAUCACACAAACAUCAAGUAUCCAUGUUCAUCUGUCAUAUUUUGGUAUUUAUUGAGUUACUCAUGGACUUGUCAAAAAUGCAAAUGCCCAGGCCCUACCUUCAUCCAACUGAAUCAGAAUCCCCAAGGAGUAGGUUCUAGAAAUAUGAUUUUUAAAAAGCCUGUUUUAGAGGUGUUUGGGGAAUACAAAGAUGAAAAGCCCAGCCCUUUCUCCCUGCUAGAUCAUUGUACAAAUGAAUAGAUAAGCUAGAGCAAGAAAUGUCCAUCUAAGCUAUGAUAAAAUAUGUACGACACCCAUGAGGGGAAGUUGCAUCUACUGAGAGGACAGUGAUGCAGGGGUUGCCUGACCAGUUGGUGUAGUGCUUGCUUCCAUAGCUUGGCUGUUGGGGAAUGGUCAGUCUUCUAGAGUCUAUGUGAUGUUGCCUCCAAGAGUGGGCAUUAGAUAUGGAAAGAAGGAAUGCAUCUUGCCCUAGACUGUCCUAAUCUAGUAGUCAACAAUGGACUGAAAGGAUGAGGCUAGAAGGAGGAUUUGCCAACUCGUCAAUGCUCUCAUUUCUGAUGAACAUUUUCCAGCUUUCUCUUUGGUAGUGUGAUCAAGGCUGGAGAUUUCACAGUAAGGCACUUACAAAGCUCAUUGGGCUUACCACCAGGAAAAAUGGAAUUCAGCUCUGUCCUUGCCACUUGUUAGCUGGGCAGUUAGUCUCUUGCCUACUUUCCCCCAUCUGCGAAGGCAGAUAAUGAUAACUACAUUACAGGAUGGUUUUGGGAAUUAUAUAAUGUUUAGCACAUAAACUGCUUGGCAGUGCACCUGGCAUGUGGUCAGUGCUAAUAAGUAUUUAUUUUCAUAAAUAAUAUAAAUAAUACAGGACCCCAUUUGUGUCCCCAGAAAUGACUCCUUCUCAGGCCAUCAAACCCAAACUCCACAUGAACAGUGGCUCUCGACCAUUUGCUCUGGCCCAGCUCCCUGGAGGGCUAUGACACUGUCAUAGCAGUCCCACUGGCUCAGGGCAGUGAUUCUCAAUCUGGGGCCCAUUCUUUCUAGCUCAAGUUGGCUUCAUAAAAGUCCCCAGGAAAUUUGGACACCGCCUCCUGUCCCCACAAGGGCACUUGCUCAUCAUGCCCGUCUCCCACUGAGAUUUAUUUCUUUGGGUGGUGAGUCUUUAGCAGGGUGUGCACACCUGCAGUUCUCAAGGAUUUUUGUCAAAAUACACAUUCUGCAUCCCACCUUGGACUUGGUAAGCAAUAAUUUCCCUGGUGGGGCAUUGCUAAGUGUAUUUUCUCUUCCUAGGAAAUACUGAUCUAUAGGCCUGGUUGAGAAUUAUUGUCUUUGUGGAUGUUUCUCUGCUCAGCAAUGUCUCACUCAGCUGGCACAGCACGAAAUUUUCUAGCAAAAAUUAAUGGUGUCCACAUAGCUUUUCAAAGCUCAGAGAUUCUGAUCCUGUGUGACAAACUGAGGAGGCAGAACCUGUGGUGAUAAGGACGUAUGACAGGAAGAACUCUAUGUAUAAAGGGGCCUUGUAUGUCACCGUACACAUGGUAUAUAUUUCAUGGUACUUAAUAAAGGGCAGCACUUGUUAUUAUUGAUAUUCAUUGUGUACUGGCCUCAGGGUUCCUGGCUCCUGAAAAGACCUGUUCCCAUUUUAGGAGAAAAGAUUCCAAAUCAGGGAAUCAAGAAACCAGAUGGCUGUUUGGGAAGCAUUUAGAAAAUGUGACAAGAGGUGUCAUACACAGGCUAGCAGCAGACAUUUUAAGAAAGGUAAUUACUGUAAACUUUGUUUUUAUUUCCCUUUUGGAUUCUGAAAUUACAUAGGAAGGAGAGUAGUGUGCUGGAAGCUGGGGUGGAGAUGGUGAGUGAUGGUCUCCAAAGACUCAGUCCCUAAGUUCUGCAAACAGCAACACAGCAAACCCCAGAUUGGCACAGGCUUUGAUUUUUGUCUCUUAGCAUUCAUACUUGAGGUGUGGGCUUCCUAGUUGCUGUGCAAAAAUGAGUGUAGCCACGUUUCCAACUGAGCCUACUGGUGAUGUCUGCAACCCCUGCCAAGAGCCUCAGAACAGAGACUUUAGUAGAAGAUGGAAAAUGAAUGACUCAACAGAGUGAGGAAAUGCUGUCUUCUCAGUUUCUUUUGAUUGUCCAGAAAGGGAGACCAGAAACGCUGCUCAGAACUAAGACUGGAAAGGGAGGUUAUAGCAUUAGAGCAAAGACUGGGAGACAAAGGAACUGAAGUCAAAUGAGACUUCUAUGAAAUACUUUGGAAAGUACAGAUUUUGAGAUUAAUUACAUGAAUCGAUAACUGUAUCACUGAUGCAGGUUACAGACAUCAGCUGGGAAUGAAGGUGAUUCUCAGGGCCCUUAAUUUAGCCCUUAGCCCCCAGCCAGACCUAAGCCUGCACCUGGCUGCACAGAGAGGCAGUCUGUUCCAUCCUUGGAAUUCCAGCUUAGGUGACACUACAUAAGGCAUUUUGGUUUAGUGGUUCCUUAAAUAAGACAACGUUUCUUUAAGGCUAAUCUCUCUCCUGCUGAAAUUUCCUACCCUCCUGGGCUUUACCUUUAAACUGCUUGCGGCUCAUCUGAAAAGUGCAGCUAGCAGAGUGCAAGCUAGUGCUCUAGUGACCGUUUGAAUCAAUCCUAGGACAACUAGCACGCACGGAAAAACUUGCCUUUCUCUGCUGCCCCCACCUCCAUCAGAGAGAACAUGGAAAAUGUUCCUUGGCCACUCCCUCCUCCCCUUACUGAAGGAUGCUGUGUAUGUGCAUCUGAAUGGGGGUGGGGUGGGAGGGUGGAGUCUAGCUUUCUUGCCUUAACAAAAACAUAAUGGUUCCCAGCAGGUCAGAGCUGGGCAACCCAGGAGGCAGGAUCCCGUCCUCUCUCGGAUCUGCAGGAAGGGUGGGGUGUGCAGGUCCAGGGUAGGAUGCUGGUUCUGGCCGGCGGUGCCUGCGGAGCCCUUCCUGAUGUAACUUCUUUAUUAGACAAACCCUCACUCCCGCCAGGAGUAGACACACUAGCGCUGCUUUAGGAAGAUUUCUGCAACACGGCAGGGUGCAAUUCAAAAUCUGGGUUCUCCUUUUCUGAGCUUAGAACACAAUUUGUUCUGAGAUAGGAGAAGGCUCUGUAGGCAGAAGAUCGAAGAGAAGGGAGAAAGCGCCCGGCGUCAGCGGGUCGCUUCCAGCCGUGACCACGAGCGGCCAGCAGGUGUCAGUGCGUCCUCGCUCUGCCCUGGCGCUCGGCUCCAGGACCCCCUCCCCACCUCGUCUAAGGGGCGCAGUCCAGACCCCAGGUCGCGCGUGUCCCGUAGACAGCUGGGCGGCUGGGAGGACACGUAGCCACUUCUCCCCUAAGCGGAGUUCUGAACUCUGGCCUCCGGGCGUAAUGGGUGCUGUCCAUUCCGCCCCAGGCGUUCUAUCCGAACCCGCGCCUUCCUCCCUCGCCAGGACCCCUCUGUCCCCAGCCGCUAGGAGCACCGGCGGGCCCGGUCCGCUCUGGCUCGGGGCUAGGAGGCUCCAGCUGUGACUCACACCAGAGGUUGCUUCCCUCGAUUUGGGCCGGGAUUCCCCUCCACUCUUUCUUCCCCUUUCUUCCAAGAUCCACCUCCAAGAGGGCACUCACGGGUGCCCGUUGCAUUCUGCUCCGUCGGCCCGGAGCUGCACCGCCAACUCCCAGCAGGGGCCGCUUCCCCACUCUCUGACCCCACCCCCUUUAAGCCUCUGGUUCAAGGUACCCGCCUCUCCAAAGGGCUCAUCUCGCCUGAGGGCGACGCUCCCCGGGUCCCACGUUGGGCGCGGGCGCUAGACUGGCGGAGGGGUGGUGCGAGGGGCGGGGGAGGGUCGGCUUCCCACGUGGGGGCUGACGCCGGCUGCUCAGCAACGCCGGCUUGAUCCUGGGGCUAUAAAACGUGUCCACCGUGAGCGCAGCGGAGCAGCAGCGGCCCCGUCUCCGUGCAGACGCCGAGCAGUCGGCGCGCCGCCGCCCGGCCACUCCAGCGCCUUCUUCCCCAGCCUUGCGCUCCUGCCCCAACUCGCGCUGUCCUCGGUCCCCGGCUCAUCCAGCCGCUCUCGGCUCCCACCAAGCCGACGCCCAGGAGAUCCCCUGCUUCCGUCGCGGCUCCUGAAGAGCUGAUCGUUCACCUGCCCCAGCCCGCCUGAGGACCGGGGUGCCUUCAUGCGGCCCCCACACUCUUCACCCCGCCGCCGCCGCCGCCCCCGAGCUCAGCACAGUGCGCCCCAGCCGCAGCAGGGCGCACAACUUUGGAAGUCUCGCGGCGCUCCGAGAGGCGGCAGAGUCAGCGCCUCAGACCCGGGCCGGGCCCGGCCAGCACCGCAGCGUCUGGGGGAAGCCAGAGAGUCGGUAAUCGCUUCGGGGAUUUAAGGAGACAGACAUAGGACCCUGAGCUCGCAUCAGCACCCCUCAGCUGCCUCCGGGGUGGGGGCGGGCCCCGCACACGGUAAGACCUCUUGCUUUCGCUCAGGCUCAAGAGUCAAAAUAUAGAUAUUGAUAUGUAUAUGUAUAUUUAAUUUCCUGUCAUCCUUCCAAGUUAUCAGGCCACCGAUGAUUUUUGUUCUCUCUUCUUGAAGAAUAAAUCUCUCUUAACCCAUCGGCUCGCCCUACUCUCUCCCGCCGCUUAGAAAUAAAACUUGGCUGUGUUAGGAUCUCCGAGCGAGAAGGCGCCCACCGAGAGCGUCCGAAGCGCGGGCCAGGCGCAGUUCGCGGGAUCCGGGCCAUGGGCCGCUAGCGGUCCCCUAGAUCGGGCCCGGCCUCCCUGCGGCCCCCUCCCUAUGUGAGCCGCGGCCAGGCGAGCGGGGCGCCGGAGGAAGAGGAGGACCCACGGGCGCCGGGCCGGAAGGCAGCUGGCAGCAGGCCCAGGCGAGCGGGCACCCGCGUUCAUGUUCCGCCAGGAGCAGCCGCUGUCCGAGGGCAGCUUUGCGCCCAUGGGCUCCUUGCAGCCGGACGCCGGCAACGCAAGCUGGAACGGGACCGAGGCGCCGGGGGGCGGCGCCCGGGCCACCCCUUACUCCCUGCAGGUGACGCUGACGCUGGUGUGCCUGGCCGGCCUGCUCAUGCUGCUCACCGUGUUCGGCAACGUGCUCGUCAUCAUCGCCGUGUUCACGAGCCGCGCGCUCAAGGCGCCCCAAAACCUCUUCCUGGUGUCUCUGGCCUCGGCCGACAUCCUGGUGGCCACGCUCGUCAUCCCGUUCUCGCUGGCCAACGAGGUCAUGGGCUACUGGUACUUCGGCAAGGCGUGGUGCGAGAUCUACCUGGCGCUCGACGUGCUCUUCUGCACGUCGUCCAUCGUGCACCUGUGCGCCAUCAGCCUGGACCGCUACUGGUCCAUCACGCAGGCCAUCGAGUACAACCUGAAGCGCACGCCGCGCCGCAUCAAGGCCAUCAUCGUCACCGUGUGGGUCAUCUCGGCCGUCAUCUCCUUCCCGCCGCUCAUCUCCAUCGAGAAGAAGGGCGGCGGCGACGGCCAGCAGCCGGCCGAGCCGCGCUGCGUGAUCAACGACCAGAAGUGGUACGUCAUCUCGUCGUGCAUCGGCUCCUUCUUCGCGCCCUGCCUCAUCAUGAUCCUGGUCUACGUGCGCAUCUACCAGAUCGCCAAGCGUCGUACCCGCGUGCCGCCCAGCCGCCGGGGUCCAGACGCCGCCACCGCCGCGCCGCCGGGGGGCGCCGAGAGCAGGCCCAACGGCCUGGGCCCUGAGCGCGGCGCGGGCCUGGCGGGCGCUGAGGCCGAGCCGCUGCCCACCCAGCUCAACGGCGCCCCGGGUGAGCCAGCGCCGGCCGGGCCGCGCGACGCCGACGCCCUGGACCUGGAGGAGAGCUCGUCGUCGGACCACGCCGAGCGGCCCCCAGGGCCCCGCAGACAUGAGCGCGGCCCCCGGGCCAAGGGCAAGGCCCGGGCAAGCCAGGUGAAGCCGGGGGACAGCCUGCCGCGGCGCGGGCCAGGGGCCACGGGGCUCGGGAUGCCGGCGGCGGGGCCGGGGGAGGAGCGCGCCGGGGCUGCUAAGGCGUCGCGCUGGCGCGGGCGUCAGAACCGCGAGAAGCGCUUCACUUUCGUGCUGGCGGUGGUCAUCGGCGUGUUCGUGGUGUGCUGGUUCCCCUUCUUCUUCACCUACACGCUCACGGCCGUCGGGUGCUCAGUGCCGCGCACGCUCUUCAAGUUCUUCUUCUGGUUCGGCUACUGCAACAGCUCGCUGAACCCGGUUAUCUACACCAUCUUCAACCACGACUUCCGCCGCGCCUUCAAGAAGAUCCUCUGCCGGGGGGACAGGAAGCGGAUCGUGUGAGCUUUCUGCGGGCGCUCGCGUAGACUCGUGCCGACCGCAGGCAGCGGGCAUUGGGGGGUGCUCAGCCCCAGGGCGCUCGGAGACCCGGGUCCUGCCUGCUCUGCGUUUCCUCGCCUGGGGUUGCUCUGCAGCCCCCUUCAGGUGGGCGUCUGCUGCUCCUACGAGGGAAGCAUUCUUGCUGCCACGCCCCCGCCCCUCCAGUUGUUGGUCUGGCCACUCCUGACCUGGAGGCAGCUUCCUGGUGGGCCACCCCUAAUCAGUAUUGCUUCCUAAAGGUAUUUUCACCCUCUUUCCCUGGUACAGCGCUCGCAGCUCUUCAGAGCAAGCACUGGACUACAAGGGCAUGGCUCACAAACGGUUAAUGGAUGGGGGUUACCUAACCCUGGCUAAUUCACCUUCCAUCCCCAACUCUCUCCCUCUCUUUUUUAAAAAAUGCUCAGGGCAGCCCUGCCUGCCCUCCCCAUCUCCCAGUGUAAAUAUAUUUUUGAUAGGACACGUGGGGACCCCACAUCUCUUGGCCUUGGUUUUGAUGUUGGAAUCCUGGCCUUGGGAGAUAUGCCUUCCAGGCAGACACAGCUGUCUGGUUCAGGCCAAGCCCCUUUGCAAUGCAAGCCCUUUCUGGUGUUAUGAUGUCCCUCUAUGUCGUCCUUUUCACCAGCAACUGGUGACUGUCCCUUAGAUAUGGACCUGCUUUGAGAUUUCCUGACAAGGAAAAGAUUCAUGUCCAUUUUUUUUCCUGUGCCUAACAGCAUAAUUGCCUUUUCCUAUGUAAAUAUUAUGAUGACGGACAUAAGUAAAUGAACCUUUCUGCCUCACAUCAGCCCUUUGUAUAAAGCCAUUUUUCUCUGAUGCACUGUUUGCCCCAGUAACUCACUUUAAAACCUCUUUCCAGUGCUCCCGCUCUCCCUCCAGGGCCACUGCUUGAAGAAGAAUAUGUAUGUUUCUGUUUUGUAUGUAUGCGUGCCCCUCCUGCCCCGAAAGUGCUGACUAUGGGGAAAUCUUUUAGCUGCUGUUUUUAGAUACCAAGGAGUGGAAAUUAUGUGGAAGAAGCAAACCUGAUACAAUUUGCCCAAGGUAAACAGUUUGAAAAGACAAAUGGGCCUGCCAAGCUGUACAGUUCCUGCCCCCAGAGCUAUUAGGUAUCAAAGUGUUGUCCUUUCCCCCCUCCCUGCUUUUCUGGUUGAGAUCAUGUCAUUGAUGAACUGCCAAAGUCAGGGGAGGAGGGCGGAGACCUGGUGUUUACAUCUGCGUUUCUACAUGUUUUAGAGACAAUUUAAGGCCUGCGCUCUUAUUUCACUAAAGAAAAACUAAUGUCAGCACAUGUUGCUAAUGACAGUGGAUUUUUUUAAAUAAAAAAGUUUACAGAUCAAAUGUGAAAUAAAUAUGAAUGAAGUGGC